CCGUCCGGGCUGGUGCUCGCUGCGUUGGCGUUGGGCGGUGUUCGCGUUCCUUUUGCGGUUGCGGCCCUUCGCUGGUGGUCUUCGGUUUUGGUGGCGGGGAUUUGUAUUAAUUUUUACCCAGGUGCAUUUUCAAUUUUGCUGUCUCUUCAGUUUUCUGUGGUCAGUAGUACAUAGGUCAUCGUCUCAUCCUUAAAUUCACCGGGCCGAACAUGGGCGUCGAAGUUCAGACUAUUACGCCUGGCGAUGGCCAGACGUUCCCGAAGACUGGGCAGAAAGUGUUUGUGCACUACACAGGCACGCUGGAGGACGGGUCCAAGUUCGACUCGUCGCGGGACCGGGGCAGGCCGUUCACCUUCAACAUCGGCCAGAAGCAGGUCAUCCGCGGCUGGGACGAGGGCGUGGCCCAGAUGUCGAAGGGGGAGCGGGCGAAGCUGAUCUGCUCGCCGGACUACGCGUACGGCUCGCGCGGCCACCCGGGCGUCAUCCCGCCCAACGCCGUGCUCCACUUCGACGUGGAGCUCAUCGACAUCCAGUGAGAGGCGGCGGAGGCUCGGCACAUUACCGCGUGGCGGCCGGCUGCCGGCCCGCCGCUGCCACUGCCGCUGACGUGGUCUCGCGGAUGUGGUCUCGCUGAUGUGGUCCCGUUGAUGUGGUCUCGCUGAUGUGGUCUCGUGAUGCGGCCGGGCCGAGCUGGUCCCGCUGAUGGGGUCCGGCGGAUGUGGUUCUGCUGAUGCGGUGCCUCUGACGUGGGACCACGAUCUGAUAUGGUCCCGCUGAUGUGGUCCCACUGAUGUGAUUCCACUGAUGUGGUCCCGCCGUGGUGAUUCCACCGAUGUGGUUCCACCGACGUGGUCCCGCUGAUGUGGUCCCGCUGCGGUGGUCCCGCUGUGGUUCCGCUGGCGUGACGAGCGGGCGGACACGGCGGCGGAGCGCGCGCCGUGGUCUCAUAUCAGGCCCGGGGCCGAAUACACGGCUGGCUGCUGGA
Molecule: messenger RNA, 985 nt
Organism: Pollicipes pollicipes
Lineage: Eukaryota; Metazoa; Arthropoda; Thecostraca; Pollicipedomorpha; Pollicipedidae
Product: peptidyl-prolyl cis-trans isomerase Fkbp12
Exons: 4
Coding region: 210-536 (108 amino acids)
Biological process (GO): protein peptidyl-prolyl isomerization
Cellular component (GO): sarcoplasmic reticulum membrane; cytoplasm
Molecular function (GO): peptidyl-prolyl cis-trans isomerase activity
Source: RefSeq, a predicted model, not a curated record